Messenger RNA from Chaetomium globosum CBS 148.51, 1113 nucleotides. RefSeq lists its product as uncharacterized. Gene Ontology annotation, biological process: protein phosphorylation. The record is from RefSeq and is a predicted model, not a curated record. Gene Ontology annotation, molecular function: ATP binding; protein kinase activity. Bases 1 to 1113 code for a protein of 370 amino acids. NCBI's taxonomy places the organism in Eukaryota, Fungi, Ascomycota, Sordariomycetes, Sordariales, Chaetomiaceae. The transcript has 2 exons.
AUGGCAAGCCCCGGCAAUGACUUGUCUCGAUUUGCUGGCCUUCGAUAUCUGGGCCAUGGGUUUGUCAAGUCAGCUGUAUUCACUUUCCACUUUAAUGGGGUCCACGUCCAAGUUGUUGUGGCCAGCCCUGAGGAUGAGGCUGGCGGCGACACUCUUGUCCCUCCUUCCUACAACUUCCUCGAGUCUGUAGAGGGCAAAUUCCUGAGCGAGAUGUCGGAACUUUCCUGGGGUGAAUUUGACGAGGAACGAGACAAAGCGACAGAGCGUCUUGAAGACCAGCUCGAAAAGCUGUUGCAGGAUGCAUGCCUCCAGACCAUGGAGCAGCUCGCGCCGAGUCCCGUUCCGGCCAACCAGACACUGCAUGGGUAUCUCUAUCCCCAGACCUAUGCCCUGCAGGCUUUCACCGAUUUUGAGACGAGCCGUCUGGUAUGCCGCCCAGGGGACGGCCAUCCUGCAAUGCCUGAGCGCCAUCCGCCUGUUUCCGAGCAGCAGUUGAGCGAGAUGGGGCUUGACCUGGCCACUACUGAUAUUCCUAUCGUCGAGGCGUCGCAAGUCAUCCUGGUCCGCCGCCUACAGCGUCUUGUUUGGAAAGUAACUGUGAAUGGGGAAGAGAUGAUCUGCAAAGCAUCGAGCGACGUGUUCUGCCAUGCGGUGCCAAACGAGCUUCAGGCGUAUCUCAAGAUUCGGUCUGCUAGGGCCGAGUUGAAUGUUCCCGAGCUAAAAGGACUUGUGGUAUCCCACCGGGGAGUGAUCGGCAUUCUUCUUGGAUACAUCCCACACAAACACCCGAGUUUGGCCGCUUUAUUGCACAUGGACAGUGUCGCCACGGGCUCCAUCCCACCAGACGAAAACACGGCAUCCCUCAGGCGCAAGUGGGCAACGCAGAUCGAAAAGACUUUACGGGGCCUGCACGACCUAGGAAUCCUGUGGCGGGACCUCAAAACCGACAAUGUUCUCAUCAACGAGGACGGGGACGCUGUUCUUCUUGACUUUGGUGGGGGGAAUACGCAUGGCUGGGUUGACCAUGACAAGUAUGGAACCAUGGAGGGCGAGGAGCAAGGGCUCAAGAAGAUAAUGGAGGAACUCAAGGUCGCAGGCGUUGAAGGACAAUAG